AGCUCCGCUGGCGUCACUUCCGCUCCUCUCCUGGUACGGCGGGGCAGCGCGCGGAGCAGGACAAUGCCUAAGUCAAAGGAACUCGUGUCUUCAAGCUCAUCUGCCAGUGAUUCAGAUAGUGAAGUUGACAAAAAGGCAAAGCGGAAAAAGCAAGCAGUUCCAGAAAAGCCUGUGAAGAAACAAAAGACGGGUGAGAGUUCAAAAGGUGCCGCUUCUUCUAAACAAAGCAGCAACAGAGAUGAGAAUAUGUUUCAGAUUGGCAAAAUGAGGUAUGUCAGUGUUCGUGACUUUAAAGGGAAAGUUUUAAUUGAUAUUAGAGAAUAUUGGAUGGAUCAAGAAGGUGAAAUGAAGCCUGGCAGAAAAGGUAUUUCUUUAAAUCCAGAGCAGUGGAACCAGCUGAAGGAACAGAUUUCUGAUAUUGAUGAUGCAGUAAGAAAAUUGUAAAGACAGAGCCAUACAGAAAUCUUUAUCACGUUAGUUGUUUCAAGCAGUCUUUUUACAUUGGCUUUUGUUUUCUAAAAUAUUGUUUUCCAAGCUAUUGUAUAUUUGGAUUGCGAAACAAUUUGUAAAAUGAAUAAUUUUUUUAUGUGCAUUAAACAUGUAUUCUGAGUGAAGCUAAUUGUGUAUACUUUACUGAAAGGAAAUGUGUUGCUUUCACCUCAUGGUGUAAAAUAAACAAGUCAAGUAAUAUGUAAAGCUCUUUGUGUUUGUUUGUGGCCUUUUGUUUAAAGAUGUUUGCUGACAAGGCCACCAACUAAUUGUAGGCUUUUUAAAUUUAGUUAAUAGUUACUGAUUUUGUUUUCUAAGGGGAUUUGAAAAAUGUCUGUUUAAAUUUCUUGUUUUGUUUCAUAUCCUUUGCUGUUUCCCUCAGCUUUCAGCUUUAAAACUUGAUACAAACAGUGAAUACCUGGUAAAACACACUUUUGUAGAUAAUUUUAAAUACUGUAUUUGCUAAUUUACCCUAUUUAUUCAGAUGUAAACAGUCCUGAGUAUGUAGACUUUCUUGCAUAUUUGCAUGAAGUGUUAUGCUGAACAGUAACACUGGAACACCAUCCACACAUCAUCUGUUCUAGUUUUUGUAUAGCUUGCUUGACUUAAGAAAUACAAUUAGACUUUAUUCAAGGUCUCUAGGUCUUAGAAUGCGAUGCAUAAACUUUUACAGUAAUAGACAUAUACCUCAGAGUAAGACAGUAUUUAAAAUGCUUCCAGACUUGGUUAUUAGUUUAGGUACCCUUUUCAAACUUUGCAUUAAAUUUAUUCUUGAACUCAUACUGAUUACUUACUCUAUAGAAAACAAGAUUUAAUAUGUCUUUGUAGACAUCUGGUUCUGUUUGUUUGAGAGUAUGGUGUAAACAACACUGCUUAAACCAGGCUGUAACACAGGUUAAACAGUCACACAGCCAAAAGAUCAGGUUAUCAUGCCCUUGCCCUGCCCUCACUGCCUGACCAGAUCAUUUGACUUGGCUUGCCUUGAGCAGCUUACAUGUGCACAACUUUUCUCUUUUUAGAGACAGUGCUUACAAUGGAGCACUGGUACAUAGUGAAUCCAUGACUCUAGCAGACUUCAAUCAUUCACCAGUGUACUAUUCUGAUAAGAGAAGCUUCUAUCCAGUGGGGAUUCUGUUGGACUAGGUGUUGCCUCAAAUUAAGGAGAUCUUUGUAGGUGUUGUGGUUACAGAAUGAAAAAGGGAGAAUAUGAUGUUUGUAUAAAACCUGAAGAGAUAAUGGGCGCUCCAGUAGAGAAAUUAACAUUGAAGAAUCAAAGCUGACAGAAAAACUACAGUGAAGAAGAACCUUUCCAUUAGCAGAAAUGGAAAAGAAUUCAUUGUUUGACUGCAGUUAACAGAAAGAAGGUGAACCAACUUCAUGAGAAUUGACAUUUCAAGAAUAUGUAAUGAAUGUACAAUUUUUUGCUUCCCAUGAUUUUUCCACUUGAUGGAAAACUUAGAAGUGUUUUUAAAUUUUAUAUAGGUGAACAAGAUUUGCUACUUAAUUCUGGAGUAACAAAAUGCAGUUGUUUAUACUGAAGACAUGCAUGGACAUCCUGUUCUGCUAAGUGCCAUAUGCAGACUGUUCUUGUGCUGCAGAAUUUAUAAUUCAAUACACAUGCUUUAUGAAGGGUGAGAGAAAGUGACUUAAUUAUAUUAAAUAUGUGUUGUUUAAUUUGAAUAUUAUGUAAGGUAUGUAAUUCUGCUUUAUAACUUACUGAAAUAUGAAUUUAGGAACUACAGUGAGGGUGAAUAAAAAGUGAAGAGGUGUCUUACUGUAGCUGCACUGUUUCUGGGCACAACUUUCUUCAACUGCUAAUGACAUGCAGGGACAUGUGGACCAAAAUAGACAAAAAUGAAAUACCUGUUAACAUCAGUGCAUGAAAUGAAUUGCGUUAGGUCUCUGAGAAGUUCUAGUUUUUUUUUUUUGUUUGUUUGUUUGUUUUUUUUAAUUUGCAGUAUGUAUUUGCAGGUUUUUUUUCCUUCAAAUACAGAAGUUCUCUGACCAGAUUGUAUCUUGUAACCUUAAAACCUUCGUAUGGGUACCUUGACAUGCAUGAUUAUCACAAUGGAAGGAACAUUGUCUUCAGUUAGAUUACUGUGGUAAUAAGUAGUUGGAUGGCAGUUGUAUAUCAGAGUAUGAGACAAUUAUGUUCAGGAAGGUGAAGAAUUAAAUUCAUUCAUUUGGAGAGAGUAAGUGAAAAAGUAUUGUGAUUAGUUCUCUUGUGGAAACUUGUGACGCAAAUGUUCAAAUAAAUUACUCCCAGUUCUUACAAGACAACACUUACUGUAUUUGUGGGGAUAUCUACCAGAGCUGCUUAGCCCAUUUUAUAGAUAAAAUUUGAGGCACUUUGAUUUUACUUGGCUUGUGUACUGAAAAAUAGCUUUCCAAUCUGCCAGUUAUAUUUCUGCCUGUAAUAUGGAUUAAAAUAUAUAUAUUUUACUUGAGCUGAUGUUAACAUCUGCAUGAUGUUCUACCAAAAAGGGUAGCUAAAUUAAAUAGUCAGUUUUUCAGAUGAAUUGUGAGGAAAUUCUUUCCACCUCAAAUGACUGAUGGCUAAUUAGUUGACUUGUAUUUUAAACACUCAGUGUUACUUUGAAAUUAAUAGUUGUGAUUUGUCAUGUGUUGUCUUCAGCUGUACUACUUCUUACUUGAAAACUCCAAUUUUUGGGUACGGAUUAUUUUCUUGCAGAUGAAAUAGUACUUAGGGUACAAGUAGAAGAAAAUUGUGCAUGUAUGAAAAGGCUAAUGUGAGGUAAAAAUAAACACUACUCCUUUUCCCACUGAAGUUGUUAAAGAAAGAUGCAUUUGUUACAUGAUACUGAUGCAGGGCAUAUUAGCAUAUUAGCAAUGUGUUUUAUGAAUUUAAUUACAAUUAAUCAGAGGAGGAAAAAUACAUCAGUUAGACCAGCCAAAGUACCAUGCAUUUGCUAAAUCAAACUGUCAUGUAUGAUGUUGCUCUUAUGUAGAAAUAUUCAUAUUGAAAUUUAAAAAUGCAGCACUAAGUUUGAUAUUUCUGUUACAGGAAAUGCCCCAGUUAUGUGAUUCUUAUGUGAUCUGUUGGAAAAAAAAAAUGGGAACUGUAAUUCUGGUGACUUAAAUGUCAUAUUGUUAACCAUGUAGAAUGUGUUAUGUUUUGUUCUGUGAUCUCUACUGCAGAGAGACCACUGGAAAUACGAGCCCUCCAAUUGUAAUUUUAAUGUUCAAAUAAAAAAGUUGAAUGGCAAAUGUGUAAUACAAAUUUGAACACCUGGAAAUAAAUGAAGACUUCUGUUGAA
Messenger RNA from Centrocercus urophasianus (Greater sage-grouse), 3767 nucleotides. It is a transcript of the gene SUB1, whose product is annotated as SUB1 regulator of transcription. NCBI's taxonomy places the organism in Eukaryota, Metazoa, Chordata, Aves, Galliformes, Phasianidae. The transcript has 5 exons. Gene Ontology annotation, cellular component: nucleus; transcription regulator complex. The coding region runs from base 64 to 444 and encodes 126 amino acids. The record is from RefSeq and is a predicted model, not a curated record. Gene Ontology annotation, biological process: positive regulation of transcription initiation by RNA polymerase II. Gene Ontology annotation, molecular function: DNA binding; transcription coactivator activity.